Molecule: messenger RNA, 1402 nt
Organism: Melampsora larici-populina 98AG31
Lineage: Eukaryota; Fungi; Basidiomycota; Pucciniomycetes; Pucciniales; Melampsoraceae
Exons: 5
Coding region: 22-1203 (393 amino acids)
Biological process (GO): transcription by RNA polymerase II
Cellular component (GO): SAGA complex
Molecular function (GO): transcription coregulator activity; protein heterodimerization activity
Source: RefSeq, a predicted model, not a curated record
GUCGAAUUCAAACAACUCACAAUGGCCGUACCAUCAUCUUCCAAAACAUCAAAGUAUGCUACUGAGAUAUCACAAAUGUUGUUUGUCUUUGGGGAGGUCAAAGACCCCGAUGAAGAAACAGUGAGAUACAUCGAGGAUGUCGUACGAUGUCAAGUAGCUGAACUUGUCAUUCAAGCUAGAGCUUUAGCUCAACGACGAGGUUUACGAGUUCCGACUACAGAAGAUCUAAUCUUUCUUAUUCGACACGAUCGAGCAAAAGUAAAUCGAUUGAGAAAUUAUCUUGGAUGGAAAGAUGUUAGAAAGAAAGCAAAAGAAGAUGGAACAGAUGAAAAAGAUAUUGAAUCCUUCGAAGCUGAAUCAAAUGGCCAAACAAAUCGAAUGAAAUCUCAAAAGUUGAAAUUAAAGAUACCAUGGGAACUCAGUACGAUUUAUACUGAUAUGUUGGUUGUAAAUGAAGAAAACGAAGAUGAAGAAGAAGAUCAGGAUGAUAAGGAAGCCUAUGAGGCUUCUGAAAAACGUUUACGAGAAGCCGAUGAAAUCACUCGACAUAUGACCAGGGAGGAAUAUCAGCACUAUUCCGAUUGUCGACAAGCUUCUUUUACGUAUCGCAAAGCUAAACGUUUCCGAGAGUUUGUCGGUCUAUCAAAUUACAUUGAAGGUAAUCCGAAAGAUGAAGUAGUAGAUGUUCUAGGAUUUCUCUCGUACGAAAUGGUCAGAUCCCUCUGUGAAAGAGGAUUAGCAGUAAAACGUGAUUACGAACUAGCAAGGAUGGCAAGAGGUCAAGACUCAAAACCAAAACCAGAAAUACACACAAGUCCAUCAAAGAAAAAAAGAAGAGCGAACGGCACAGAUGGACAUGAUGAUGAUUAUGAUGGAUCAGAAGCCUACAAAAGACCUAAACCAAGUGGACCAUUCUCAGGUCCUAGUACACCUCAACCUAAUUUACCUUCAUUUCUUACACCAAGUAGAGCUAGUUUCUUAGAAGAUCCAUUUGGAAUCACAGAUGAAUCUACUGGAAAAGUCGCUGAGAAAGAAAUUGAAGGAGGAAAAGUAUCUGUACCCGAACCAACUCGUUCGCCUCUAAGAAUUGCUGAUGUAGAAGAUGCUUAUUCUAUGAUGCAGAUGGGUAGAGUUAAAACAAAGACCAGUGCAUUGAGAAAUUUCACGGGUGGAUUUGUAAGAAAUAAAGUUAGCUUGAUCUGAGUCAAAAAUGCACAUUGGUUUCUUUCAGUCUCAAAUCCGUACCUCAACAUUCUAUCUAUGUUUCUCCACGUCUCUAAGUGUAUUGUACUUUUGCUCUCUGCAUCUUGAUUUCCUCCAUGUACUCUGUUUUGUUUGAAUUUAUCAGUCAUAUGUUUUGUAAUAAGUUUCUUCUUGAAAAUCAUUAUAAACAUUGUUCCAU